AUGUCGGCACCGCCGACGUCGGCCCCCUCAACAACUGCACCUGCAGCUAGAACAGAAGCUUCAUCUGCUUCUGCUCUCGCUUCUUCUCAGGCUCAGACUCAGGCUCAGGCUCAGGCUCAGGCUCAGGCUCAGACCAGAGAUAGCCCUGCAUCUAAGCGGAACGGCCACGAGGAUGAACCCUUUUCAUGGCUCGAGCGCCAUCCUUUCCCUAGGAACCCUCAUCCGAUCUUUGUCAUCAUUCUUGCUGGACCUGACGAGCAGCCGUUUGGUAUUCAGAAGGACUUCCUCUGCCAUCGCUCGCCCUACUUCAAGGAAUACUUUGCCGACAAGACACAGGAUGCAGUCGAGCACGUCGUCAAGCUGCCCGAGACCCCCACCGACGUCUUCGGCCUCGCGCAAAACUACAUGUUCACGGGAAAGGUCGGGACCGACUCCGAAUCCGGUCCUCGGCAGGAGCCCCCGGCAUACGAGGCACUCGUCGAUCUGUGGAAGCUGGGUCACAAGCUGAAGAUUGACGGCCUCUGCGAGAAGACGCUCACGGCCAUGAAGGAUUGCCGUCGGGUCACGAAGCGCAUCCCAUCGACACCGCUCCUCAUCCAGGUCUGGAAGGACACGCCCGAGGGAUCAGCCCUCCGCCAGCUUCUCCUGUCGUGGGCGGCCGAGUAUAUGAGAUCGUCAGUCUCCCGGGCAGAGUUUGCCAAGUCGCUGCCGCAGGAGGUCCUCAGCGAGCUUGUCGUCAAGAUGAGCUCGUUUGAGGAGCCCGCCGAGGACGAGUACGAGCGGGAGGAGGCGAACGAGACCGAUGCCCCCCAACGGGACCCGCUGCCCGGCGCCACUCCCGGCGGCAGCGCCAAGAAGAAUGUCCACUACCUCGAUACACCGAGCGACGAGGAGACGCUGGGAAGCAGCAGCAAGAGGAGCAGACACUCGACCGGCGGCAUCGUCACCCCCAGCGCCGGCGCCGGCGCCGGCGCCAGCAACAGCAGCAGCAGCAGCAGCAGCAGCCUGCAGGACCAGCGGGCCGCCUCCGUCGGCGGAAAGAGGCAGCAGCGUGCGCCACUGCCUAAGACGCAAAAGCGGCGGACGAGCGGUCAAUUCCUAGAUGGCAGGGCCUUUUCUACGGGACAGAAACUUGACUUCUGCGCAGACCUCUUGACGCGUAUGCUCUCGGGACCAGGCUUCUGGACACGCCUCGUGGGCCCCUUCAAGGAGCCGGUAGUGCCCAAGGAGGACGGCGUACCGGAUUACUUUGACAAGGUCAAGAAACCGAUGGACCUUAGCACGAUCAAGGGCAAAAUGGACCGAGCCGAGUACCGCGACGACGAAGAGUUCCUGAGCGACAUGCGUCAGAUUUUCGAGAACUGCUUCCUCUACUGGAACAAGGGCGACCCGAUGUGGCUUGCGGGGGAGAAGCUUCAAAAGACGUUUGAGGAGAAGUAUUCGGGAAUGAACAAGUGGAUCUCUAAGAUGGGAAAUGAUGAUGGUGAUUAG
Messenger RNA from Geosmithia morbida, 1491 nucleotides. RefSeq names its product BROMO protein. NCBI's taxonomy places the organism in Eukaryota, Fungi, Ascomycota, Sordariomycetes, Hypocreales, Bionectriaceae. The transcript has 3 exons. Gene Ontology annotation, biological process: regulation of DNA-templated transcription; chromatin remodeling. Gene Ontology annotation, cellular component: chromatin; nucleus. The record is from RefSeq and is a predicted model, not a curated record. Bases 1 to 1491 code for a protein of 496 amino acids.